GGCUUAUUUCUUAUAGAAAGAUAACUUCUAGCUAUUUAACAGCUCUUUGCGUCCUAUGUAAAGUCAGCCUUAAGUAUCUGGAUUCUCUUAGUAUGACGGGCCGUCCAUGAUUCCACUUAGUUCACCAUGGUAGCGCCGUCAUCUUCCUCCAGCAUCUCCCCUCCAUAACUUAGUAUAACGCAGCGAUCAAUCGGCGACUUGACGGCUACUGACGACCAGCUCGAAGGAAUCGGCGAAUCCCUUCUAACCGUGAUCCCUUCUGGGCACACUAGAAGGGAAGGGCGGCUAGGGGUGCUUAUAAAGCCACGUAUGGCUCCUCCAGCGUCUAACCUCUCCUCUUUCGAUCAACUCGCCGCUCUUUGUGUUGACUCCUUGCUUCGUUGUCGACAUGUCCAACCGAUACCCCCCUUCGUACCGCAACAACGAUGCAUAUAGCUCCGCCAAGAGGCAAGAAGACGACUACGACCCUUUCGGCGAUGGCUAUGCUAGUGAUCGUUACGCCAGCCCCGCGCAGCAGUCGAACCCUCGACGACCACCCACUGAGACUUCUCGUGGGCCUACCUACGGUCCCCCCGCGUCCCGCAUUCAACGUGCAAUCGAGACGAGCGCCGAGCGACAGAUCAGCCAGGUCCUAGAACUGAUCAAAGCUGAAUGGCCUGCCAUGGUCCAGAAUGAUUGCAUACCUGUCUCGCUUGCUCUGCAGCUGCUGGAUAAUAGCUCCGUUGGAAGGGCCCAUGAAUAUAGAGGCUUUAAGAAGACGCAUCAGUUCCUCCAAGAUUCUCUCAAGAAUAUCGUCCAUGAACAUCACCAAGGUUUCAAUAGUUCCAUAGGCACCUUCCACAAGAUCCAAGGGAGCAUACAGGCCUCCCAGAAGCGAGUCCGUGUCCUAAAGGAUUCUCUAGCAGCAUCGCGGACCAGUCUCGCUGCGACCGACCCGGAGCUCAAGAAACUGUACAAGUCGUCGCAGAUGUAUGACGAGGUGCUGCAGACACUGAAUGAACUGGAAGACCUGCGGACGGUGCCAGACCAGCUUGAAGCCAGGAUAUCGGAAAAGAGAUUCUUGUCCGCUGUUGAGGUCUUGCAGAACGCUUUGCGGAAACUGAGAAAGCCUGAGCUUGAUGACAUUGGAGCCUUGGGCGAUCUUCGGAGCUAUCUGGCAAACCAGGAGACUGCCCUGAUGGAUAUAUUGAUCGAGGAGUUGCAUGAACAUCUAUACCUGAAAUCCCCUUACUGCCAAGAACGAUGGCAGAAUCUGGCCAAGAACCAAGGUGCUUACAACGAAAAUUACGGUGAGUCGAGCGCCGUGGCACCCUUCCACCUAGUUUUAGAUACGAUGGACCUCGACCGCCCGGUAACGGAAGACCCAGCGAAGAACCCCGAGGCAGAUACCUUCUGGUACAUCAGCCUCAUCGUCGACUCUCUGAACAAGCUUGGACGGCUGGAAAAUGCCGUUGACACCUUGAAGCAAAGACUCCCCGUAGAGUUGUUUUCUAUCGUGAAUGAGACGAUAAACGAUGUUGAUCAGAGACAUCCCAGCUCAUUGAGGGGUGGCUCAGGGAAUGGACAGGGUCUCCACAUCUAUGGCACCAGAGAGACCCAAAUGCGUGCCGAUGUCAUCUACGAUCUCCUGUGGACGUUGUAUGGUAAAUUUGAGGCCAUUGCCGAAAGCCAUCGAGUCUUUCACGAAGCCACCAAAGCACUUGUUCGCCGGGAGGGCACCGGAGCCGGUAGCUAUCUUCUCGGGAGCUUCAAAGAGCUGUGGAACCUUUACCAGAAUGAAAUACGCUCUCUCCUACACAACUAUGUCACAACGGACGCCGAUGUUUACCAGUUCAAUUCUUUCGCCAGGCAAGGAGCCAUACUCAACGGGGCCAAGGAUACGACCAGGGAUCAUCUCUUCAAAUUUUCUGAGGCGGACCCAAAGUCAGACGAGAUGACCACCGAAUACGAGGCGCUUGACGGCAUCAUACGAGCGGCAGUCCCAGGCCUCACGUCUAACUCACGGAAGACGCAGACUUCGGAUAGGAAACUUGCCGCCGGGAGGGAGUCAAGAAGGAGCGCAAGCGCCGGUACUUUUGAUAGCAGAGGCGCACCGGGUUCCUACAAGUCACUGGUGGAACCGAGUGUUUUUAACAUGAGCCUCUUAUUGCCUCCCACCCUGGUAUUCCUACAACGCCUCAAGUCAAUCGUGCCUCCUGGCUCCGACCUCGCCGCGAGUACGCUGACAUCCUUCCUCGAUAACUUCUUGGUUAAUGUUUUCCAGCCGCAACUGGACGAAACCCUGAGCAAGCUAAGCGACCACGUGUUUGGGGAGGUGGAUUCUUUCCAGCAAGACUCAGACUGGAGUUUGGUGGCCCGUCGGCCGGUUUUCAAGGGCACUAUUGCGUUCUUUACGGUCAUCACUGCCUUUUGCCGUAUGCUUGGGACCAUCCCACACGACCAAGCCCUCAGCUCUCUAAUAAUUUCCCAAAUGGCGAGAUAUUAUGAGCGAUGUUUUACCUGGUUCAAGUCGUUAGUUGCUAAGGCACAGGAACCCUCUACCACACGGCAGUCGCUGCGAUACUCGGCGGAACUGGUUGUCGCGCCAGGGGACCUCCAACAGACGGUGAAGGAGAUCUGGGUAUCUGACAGCCCAGGCCACGAUCUAAUAAGUAAGGAGGUCGGUUUACUUAUCGCCCAGUCUAAUGACCGGACCCUGGAACCGAGCGAUAUUAUACAGGACCGUGACGUUAUCUCAUCGCUAUGUCUCCUAUAUACAAGUAUGAAAUGGCUCUCAGUCAAAGCUAUUGGUCUACGGCACAUCACCCAUUUCGAUACAGAUUCUUCUCGGCCCACACUGCCCAAGAAUCAAAAACGUCGCUGGACUAUUUUAAAUAACCCUAGCAAGGCAAAUGGCGAACAGCAGGGCCCGGUGCAUUUACCCAUGACACAGGACACCGUCCAGUCUUUUGACGACAUAGUCUCGUCCUACGAAGAAUUUGCAACCACUGUGCUUCUCACACUGCACAUGGAAAUCCGCUGCCGGAUUGUCCAAUCCCUCAGCGUAGCGCUCUCCCCCAAAACUUCGCCCUAUCUCUUGGGUGACCAGGAGAUUAAGGGACCUGACCCUCAGGUCUUAUCCCUGAACGCCGAGCUCGUUGCCUACGAUGAGACGGUUGCGCGGUUCCUCCGCGACAGAGAAAUCGCAUUUGUCCGAACAGGGCUGGGCCUCCUCGUUAAUACAUACCUAGUAUCUAACGCGCUUGUUACGCAGCCGAUGAACUCGCGCGGAUGCGAACGCAUGCAAUUGAACAUUUUGGUCCUGCAGCAAAACCUCAAGAAUAUCGAGGCAGGGGUCGAUCUUGCUCGAGCAGCAACCUACUUUUCUUUAUUCCAAGAGGGCGCAUAUCGGAUCGUCGAUAAGGCUAAACGCGACAGGGAGCGCGAGGCAGAAGGCGCCACGGUACCAGAGUCGAGCAAGUUUACGUACGAUGAACUCAAAGCUCUCAUAGAGCUGUGCUACAGCGAGCAGCUUGCAGACCCCGAGAGAGGAGUGGCCUCGGCUGCACGGAGGCAGAUGGGUGAGAGGGUAUUAGCGUUGAGUGAGCAUAUGUGGCAGAGCUAAGGAGAUAUGCUAGACAUCCGGGGGAAUGCAGCAGCGAAUCGCUGCUGUCACAAUGUAGACUCGAAGAAACAUGAUUUGUGGUCGUGAUAUUCGAGGAGCCAUAGGUCUCUAGCUGGAUGCAGUAACUAGGCACAAGGCACCUGGGUACUGAUCGAUCCGCCUAGAAGCCUUGCUGGAUAUUCAUCACAUAUAUACCCUCGUCUAUCUUUACUAGUCCAUAUAUGUUGAAGCGCUUCGCUACGCCCUGUGCUUCUUCGUCAUGCUGUUACAAGUAUUAAAUAAAAACAUAG
Durotheca rogersii is the source of this 3894-nucleotide messenger RNA. RefSeq names its product Sec8 exocyst complex component-specific domain-containing protein. The transcript is spliced from 2 exons. Gene Ontology annotation, cellular component: exocyst. The record is from RefSeq and is a predicted model, not a curated record. Lineage: Eukaryota; Fungi; Ascomycota; Sordariomycetes; Xylariales; Xylariaceae. Gene Ontology annotation, biological process: exocytosis; Golgi to plasma membrane transport. The coding region runs from base 389 to 3604 and encodes 1071 amino acids.